AUGGAUAUCCUACGGCAGUCGUACACAUACGGCAAAUCACCGCUGACCUCUACAUCACGAUCGAAACCAUACCGCGCCUUUCUCUUCGGUGGGAACAUCUCGCAAUCUCUCUCGCCGCUCCUCCACGGCAUCCUGUUCAAGUCAGCCAACGCAGUAUGGUCUUAUGAUAAGGUGCAGACGACUGACCGGUCAGCGUUCGAGGCUCAGCUGGCCGCGAAUGACACCAUCGGCUCCUCCAUCACGAUGCCCAACAAAGUCACAUUUGGCAGCGCCCUCAAUCACCUCACUGAAGAAGCCAGAAUCAUCGGCGCAGUGAAUACGUCAUUUGUCCGGGCCACCCCAGACGGCCGUCGAGUUCAUAUCGGCACGAAUACAGACUGCGUUGGCAUUCGCGAUGCGAUUCUACAACGGUAUCCAGCGGCACCUUCAACAUCCAAAGGCAAGCCAGCUAUGGUGGUAGGAGGGGGAGGGGCGGCGCGCAGCGCCAUAUACGCGCUGUGGAAAUGGUUUGCGCCAUCGGAGAUCUAUAUUUCCAACAGACUCGAUUCUGAGGUGGAGGAUAUCGUGCAAUACUUCCGAACGGCAAUUCCGAAGAUCCAGCUUCGAUAUCUCGAGUCGGUUGAGAGUGCGGAACAGCUGCCAGCACCGUAUAUAAUUAUUGGGACCAUACCGGAUUAUCCUCCGACGCAGCCGGGUGAAAUUCUCUGUGCGCAGAUCUGCGACGCAGUCUUACGGAGGCCGGAGAAAGGGCUUCUUGUGGAUAUGUGCUACAUGCCCUCUCCGCAAACAACGCUGUUGAGGACAGCACAGGACCAGGGAUGGAAUACAGUUAUGGGGACAGAUGUGCUGGUGCGGGUAUGUGUGGCUCAACAGAUUCUGUGGGUUGAAGAAGAGCCGAGUGAAGCUGGUGUUAAACAAGCGUUGGCAGCGAUGAGUGAAAAGACCAAUGCACAGGUAGCAAAACUGUAG
Messenger RNA from Aspergillus puulaauensis, 969 nucleotides. RefSeq names its product shikimate dehydrogenase family protein. Gene Ontology annotation, molecular function: shikimate 3-dehydrogenase (NADP+) activity. The transcript has a single exon. The coding region runs from base 1 to 969 and encodes 322 amino acids. The record is from RefSeq and is a predicted model, not a curated record. Gene Ontology annotation, biological process: chorismate biosynthetic process; shikimate metabolic process. NCBI's taxonomy places the organism in Eukaryota, Fungi, Ascomycota, Eurotiomycetes, Eurotiales, Aspergillaceae.